Messenger RNA from Dichotomopilus funicola, 873 nucleotides. RefSeq lists its product as uncharacterized. Gene Ontology annotation, biological process: endocytosis. The record is from RefSeq and is a predicted model, not a curated record. The transcript is spliced from 2 exons. Bases 1 to 873 code for a protein of 290 amino acids. Gene Ontology annotation, cellular component: membrane; clathrin vesicle coat. Lineage: Eukaryota; Fungi; Ascomycota; Sordariomycetes; Sordariales; Chaetomiaceae.
AUGGACCCCUCUGCGACGAUCGACCCGGCGACGGGCCAGCCGUUGCCUUCAGAUGCCAUUGUGCGCAUUCUCCAAAUCACCAACCGCGUGCACGUCUACUCCCUCCCGCGCGACGCCGUCUCCACCACCGCAGGCUACGCCGCCGCCUCCUGGACCACCGACCCGCGCAACCACAUCUUCACCGCGCGCCUCCGCGUCCUCGAAACCUCCUUCACCCCCCCUACCCCCACCGCCGAAAAGCAGCAAAGCACCAACACCGAAGAAGAAGACCCCCCUCAAACCCUAAAAAUCGACAUCCUCCUCGAAGACCCUUCCACAGGCGCGCUCUUCGCAGCGGCCCCCUACACCUCCGGCGCCGUGGUCGAGCCGACGACAGACAGCUCGCGGUUUUUUGCCAUACGUGUGCAAGACCCGACCAGCAAGCAAAAGGCUACGCUGGGCAUCGGGUUUGAGGAGCGCAGCGAGGCGUUUGAUUUUGGGGUUUCGUUGCAGGAGGCUGGACGGGCGUUGGGGUGGGCUGGGACGGGGACGUCUGCUGCGCAGGGUGGUGCUGGGAGUGGUAGUGGGGGGGUUGGGAAAGGGGGGGGUGUUGCUCUUGCUGGGGGAGGAGGAGGGGGUGGGUUUGGGGGGGAGGAGGAGAAGAGGGAUUUGAGUUUGAAGGAAGGGGAGACGAUUACGGUGAAUUUGGCUGGGACGAGAUUUGGGCGGAGGUCUGGGAGGUCGGAGUCGCAGGGGGAGAAGAAGGAGGAUGGGAGCAGUAAUUUGGCGUCGUUUGCGUUGCCGCCGCCGCCGCCUCCGAGUGGGAGGGCGCAGAAGAGGUUGAGCGCGCAGCAGUUGGGGUUUGAUGAUGGGCAGUUUGGGGAGUUUGCUUGA